CCUAGAACGCCUGACGAAAACUGUUCUUACAUGCAAAAUGUGCCUUUAGGAUGGAAUCUUCCAAGAAGAGAAAGGCACAUUCCACGAACGGGGCUUCAAAAAGCUUUAAGAAGCCAAAGAGUGAUUUCAAGGGUGAACUUUUGAGUCACUAUUUCCUCUCAGAGGAAUUUAAAGCAAAAUUUAUCGGUGCAUAUAGGUAGGUUAGAGUAUUGCGAUACGUAACGUACGUGAACACAUGUUUAUUUUUUACGCAAGCUUAAUCGUUCCUCUGUAAAAUGCAUAUGGCUCCUAAUUGAAUGAAUUCCACAUAUUUUUUUCAUAUAGGAAUGAAGAGGAUUUUAAUGGUAAGUACCGACAACCUGAAUGUUCUAACACAUUUAAAGUGAAAGUUUUCAUUUAACCUAGCCUAACAGGACCUAAUUAAACAUUCAUGAACGACCACAGCAGAGCACUUGAUAGUUUUCUAAAUUAUUCCGAUGGCUUCACUUGUCAAUCAUUGUAAACAAUAUUUUUCCAGCAGAAAUAAUAAACUAGUAAAAAAUGCACAGACAUGGAAUAAAAACUGCACGCAUAAGUAUGAUCGCUUAUGUAAGGGGUAGACAGCUACCCCAUCCAGCCUCCAGAGUACUUUAGUCACGUGACCAUCAGGGGGACGAGAAAAUUGGACCACGAGGUCAAAGUUAAAAAAAUAGAAUCUUUGAACAAUACUUGUUUCUUUAAAUAUUUGUCUUCACAAGCGAACCCAACACUUACCUGGGAAUCCCCCUUUUCAGUUCCAAAGUUCCAACUUGUAAUUCUUCCUUAUAGCUGUUAUAUAUUUCAAAGAAAAAAUCAGAUAAGGGAAUCUAGAUUCUUAUCAAUAUAACACUCUCCAGUUGAUAGGUAUUUACAGUGCGAUUCAUUAACCCUUUACACCCUAAAAUCAGUAAGCAUAUUCUCCAUACUAUUCUUUAAGAAUUUCCUAAGAUGCUUCUAUAAUGGUUGAUCAGCUUCUUUAUUCUCCUGACCUUAAUGUUUGAUUCAGGGGUGAUAUGGUAAGGAGAAAUCAGAUGCUAGUUACUCUUACAGGUUAAAGGGUUAAAACUGGAGGGAGAAGUUACAUUUCCAUGUAGUUUCUGGGAGUUAACUCUUUGACCUCAAAGAGUGACUAGAACCUUAUAUCUCCCCUCACAGUAUCACCCCUGAACCACACAUUGAGGAUACAAGAAUAAAGGAAAUGAUCAAUAACAAAAAAGCUCUUGAUUGUUAAAUAAAUUCUCCUUGUCAGUUCCUUGGAAAAUGUAUGGAGAACAGUAUGGAGAAUGCAUGCUGAUGUUGGGCUGUAAAGUGUUAAACAGUAGCAAAUUACAGGAAGCAUUAAACAAAAAUGUUUACUAUCAUGAUUGGUAUAAACCAUUCUUAGUACUUUGCAAUUACGUCUUCAACCAUUUGACCUUUUAACUCCCAGGAGUGAUUAAUAUGUAACCUCUCCCUAUAAUAUCCAUACAUUAUUUGCCAAACAGGUAAUGAGAAUACUUAAAGUCAUCAGGUACAAGAUAUUACCUUGAUUGAACACCAAAUUCUCGUAACCAAUUUACAAGGAAAUGUGUAGCAGCUAAAGGGGAGAAUUAACAAUCAGAUCUUGGGAGUCAAAGGGUUAAGGAAAUAGAUUAACAUAUUUUCAUUUUUUUUUCCCUUUUUCUCCAGAGAAUGGAUGUAUGAUUCAUACCAAACCAUUCAAGUGCUGCUUUAUUCCUAAUUUCAUAUCAGAUGAGGAAUUUCUAAAGAGUUUAGAGCAAGAUCUUCUCAAGUUAAAAUUUUUUGAAAAAUCAAAUGAUUUAUAUAAAUUUCAUCAGGUAAAUGUUUGCUGUAUCUUAAAUUCAAAUAUUUGAAUUAUCAUUUAACUCGUUUUCCCAUGGCCUUUUGAGAAUUUUUCAAUUUAAUUUCAAUUUCAGAGUGAUGACCUUAAGAAGUCUUCAAAGUUGAGCAUAUCUUCUUUAAGGUACUGAUAACUGGAGGAUAUAUAACCUUUUUACUUCCAUAUACAAUUUUUUCAUACAGUGUUUGGCAAAAUGUAUAUGGUGCUCACAGUCUUAGUAUCCAAUAUGUAUUUGGAAACUUUUCAUUGUCUUAGGAUUUAUACUUGUGAGACUUUUGUCUUUUUUUUCUCUAUUCAGGAAUACUCUAUACAAUGACUUUAGAAGAUGGCUUCAUGAGAUCACAGGGUUUGUUGAUCUGACUGACCAAGUGGAUAUGUCCUGUGCUAAAUAUGAGCAUACUGGUAAAAAUCUGUGAUAAAUUAGUUCAAUAUGGCUAUGAAAAGAUUGUAUGUAAUAAACUGGAGAGUUUUACAAGGAUUUCUAUCCUUGAAAAAACUUUUAACUGCACACAUGUAAAAUCGCAAUAAUUUCUUUAUGUCUGUUUGAUAUCACCAAUCAGCAACUGACAUAUCAUUUACCUUUCACAUUAGGAUGUUGAAAGAAUUGCAAAGGCUUGACUCUUCUCAGUCCAAGCUUGUUCGUUUAUUGAUUGAUAAAGUUGACUUUUCUUAUCAGUAAAAAUUUUUCAGUGUUUAUGGAAUAAGCAAGAUAAUACAUGGUUGCUUGUAGAUAUGGUCAAUGUUCUCAUGGUCAAUGUCUUGUUUGUGAAGAGAAAUGUUUGGUAUCCAAACAAGCAAAUUUAAUAUCCACAAAAUUUCAAGACAACCUAUGACAUAUAAUCUUCACACAUGAGUUCCCUAUUCGUUACAUGCCUCACCUUAAAUAUCGUCUCAGCGUUAGCAUACGUAAUUACAUUAUCACAACUAUUUGAGUUGUUAAUGACAUUUUCACAAGUAUGCCAUAUCUUGACAGCUAUGCUAUGAAAUACCAUAAGUUUCUAUAAUUGCCCAUGUAUUAUUCUUUAUUUGAAAUGGUUCGAUAUAAAAAAAACUGGGAUAUAGAAGAUGGAGAAGCUUCAGAACAAUUACGUCAGAAGAGAAAUAGCUUUUAUUUGGAGAUAACCCUAGAAGUUUCAUUCUUUUUCUCUUUAGAAAAAGAAAGAAUUUCACAAAGCUUCAAUGGAUGAUUUCAAAUCCUCUGUUUAUUCAUUUGCAAAAAUUAUGUUUUUAACUAAUGACAAAGAACACUGAGGGAAGGGAGUUGUCUCUAAGCAGAAAAUCCUGUUCCUCAAAAGUUACAUGAAGCAAGAGCAGCCAGUUUCUCUGCAGAGAUAGUCAAGGAUCAUCUCUUACUGAACCCUUAUAGGAACAUUUAGUCUACUUUUAGUGGUCAAAUUUUAUGUAUAAAUAUUAGAUGUCUUGAGAUGUCUUGAGAUGUCAAUUAUGUCUUUUGUUUGCUGCCUACAUGUAGAUGUUCUUCUGUGCCAUGAUGAUGAACUUGAAGGGAGACGAAUUGCUUACAUAUUUUACCUAGUUCCUCCUGACUGGGAGGCUGAUGAUGGUGGUAUGAUUCUAUUUUUCUUUUAAAAUAAGUGUGUUAAUUUGUUUUCUCUUGAAAAUUAAAGCUAGUAGAGUAAACCCUUAAACAGUAUUGGGUAGCUAUUAUAAUGAUUGUACGACUAAUUUUUUAGUUACAUAGUGACUGAUGAGUAUAUAAUCAUUCAACCCUUGAACUCCCAUGAGUGACCAAGAGAGAAUUUCUCCUUACAAUAUCAAUACAAUAUCAAGCAGACAAGUCAUGAGAAUAAAGAAAAAAAUAUCAAUAAGGGAAUUAUAAGUUCAUCCAAUCCCAAAUUCUCCAAACUAACAUCACUAGAACUAUAUGGCAGACAGUAAGGAGAAUUACCAAUAAGAUCUUGGGAAUUAAAGGGUUAAGGGAAAAGUAUACUGCAAUUUAUGUGAGAAGUGGUGGCAUAAUGAUAAGUGGGCUUGGUUGGGCUGGGUUGUUCAUAGCUGGGUUUAACCCAGGGUAAGCAUGAAAUUUGAUUUCAGAUCUUAAAGCUUGAAUAGAAAAAUUCAGUUUAUUCAUUGUUUUUGUUUACAAAGUGAUGAUUGGAUCCUCUAAAAAGAGUGGGGAAAAUUAUCUGAAAAAGGCCCUUGAAUAUAGAAAUAAAGUAACCUGGAUUAAAAUUUAAUCCUGGGUUUGUGCUAAUCUACCUUUAAACAAUUGGGCCCUGAACCCAUUAGUCAAGAGGUGUGGACAAACACUUUACUCUUAAAGUGCCUUUUUCCACCCAUGAGUAGAAGCCUGGCAAAAUUCUGAGGGGGUAACCUUGUGCUGGAUUAGCAUCCUGUCUAGGGGGGAGUAGUGAUACUCUUAGUUGUUUCAUGCCAGGGAAACUGUGAUAAGCUCUGGUUGGAUGGAUUACAUAAUGGCUGUAGCAUAGAAAUUACCUUUUUUUUUUUUUACUUUAAAGUAAUAAAAUAAAAAAGCAGAGCAUGUAGGAGAAAUCUUCACCAUCACCUAGACAACUGUAUUUCUUGUUCAUUUUUUUCCAAAGUAUGUGUAUUCAACCUUUAAAACCAGGUAGAAUAUGUUUCAAAUGAAUUUAGGAUUGAGAAGAACUUGGGCAACUAAAAUCUGGCAUGCUUUUUAUUGCUUUCACAAUUUCUUUGUGACAUUUAAACAUGUUUACAAAUAUUGUUUACCGUAGUACUGAUUAUUGUUUUCCAUUUACUUUUUUCACAGGAACCCUGGAUCUCUUUUGCAUUGAUAGUAAGUGCGUGAUCAAUAUAUUCAAUUACAAAAUACAUAAAAUUAUUAAAAAGUGUUGCGCUAUAUUUGAAUGAAUGAAAUGUUGUUAAAAAGGGCAUUUUGAAGAAGAAAUGAGGGAAUGCUUUGAGGAAUUGGGAAAUAGUGCUCAUAAAUGAUUCCUUGUUCCUUUUAGUCAGUCCCCCCAUUAGGGCACCACUUAGGGCACCAACCCGAGUGUAACAAGAAAUUAUUUAUACAAAUUUAAGAACUGAUAUCUAAUUGUUAUUAAGAAUACAUUCAAUAUUCACUUGUAUAAAGAAGUUGAUUUACAUCUACAAAUUUGUCACAAUUGCCUAUUUUAUAGCUAUUAUUCAUUGCGGUCUAAUGACAAAUUUAUUUAUGAUGUCAAAUUUUUUUGCAGAACAUGGUCAGCCAGAUCAGAUCACAAAAUCUCUGGUUCCACAGCAGAACUCAUUGGUGUUUUUUGAAGUUACACCUGUUUCAUUCCAUCAGGUCUGUGUUAGCAGUAAACAGUUCCUAACAACUUCAUGUGAUAAUGAUAAAACCUCAUCUUAUACAACCUCAUAUUAUAAACACGGUCUUCCUUGGGAGUUCUUGUAAGUGAGUAAUUACAGUGGCAGUUGAUUUACUUUACAAUUAUAAAAGUUUAUUGUUAUUUAUUUUAAUUUUAAGUUGGUUGUCAACCUUAGGUAUUAGUUAAUUACUUUAGUUAAUAAUGCAGUAAUAGUACAGUCUAAAAAUUAUCAAUUUUUUUUUUCUCAAAAAUUUUUUAAUGUUCAGACUCUAGGCAUCAGAGUGUGGAAUUCAAAGGACUCAAAAUUUUUUCUUUGUACCAUGCCAGAGACAUGACAAAAAAGAACAUCUGCUUUGAGGGAAUUUUUUUAUUUUUGUUAAAAAAAUUUCCAUGAACCUUGACUUUUCCUUCUUUUAGGUUUCAGAGGUGUUGUCUCUCAGUAAAACCAGACUGUCAAUUAGUGGAUGGUUCCAUGGGAAUAUCAUUGACAGGCCCACACCAUAUCAGGAACCACACCCAAAAUCACUCAAACCCUGCACUUUAGAGGUAAAUGAGAGACAACCCUAGGAAUAAUAAUGAAAUGUGCAAUCUAAAAAUGUAAGUUUUGGGGCUCAUACAUAGUCAGCAAUCUUUUUGAGGGAUCUAAUGGAAAUUUUCAAACUAAUUUCAGGACCUGGAAAAAGUGUGGUAGAGUGGUAAAACAGAAAAAAGUGUGAUAUAUGUUUUUCCUUUGUGCAGCAUUAGGUUGCACUUUUCGGUUAAAAAGCUCACAAGGUGUUAUUAGCAUGGCAUAAGGAAUCUUUCAUUUUUGAGUAAAACCUUGACAACCUCAGCUCUGCUUAUGGUACAUGAUCUGUCUCCUUAAAAUUGAAAAUAAUAGUGUAGUUAAAAUCUUCAGUUUUGUGCUUAAAAUGUGAGUAGUCUUUGAGAGGUGAUAUUUCAGCAUUAAUCUCUUUCUUUUGUUCUGUUUCAAGGAUGAGGCACUCGUUGAUUGGGUCAAUCCUAUGUACCUUGACACAGGUGUGGUCAAAGAUAUAAGAGCAAGGUUUAAAGAUGAAUCUGAAAUACAGUUACAAGAAUUUCUUUUGGUAAAUCUCCACCUCAUAUCUACAUUUGUAACUUUUUCGUUAUUGACUGACUGAGAGUGCCAGAGGGUAAAAUAUUUGGUCCAAUUUUGUGAACUAUGGGUUAAGCUUAGUAACCAGCCUGACCUUAGACAAUAGACAAUAUGCACAAAUCAGAAAACCAUCACUCCUUCUAUUUUAUCCUUUCUUAUGGUGCAUUACAUAUUGUGGGGCCAUAUGUUGGGCUGUGCGGCUUUAUGCAACCCGUCACACGUAGGCCCACGUAGGAAUUUCACAAAAUCGUGUCUUUUUUCUUUUUUCUUGAGGGGGGGGGGGCGUAUAGGUCAAAUGAGACCUAGAUUCAGUCCCUGUAUUUGUAAUUCUUUAUAGGAGAAUAAAUAUGGAGAAAUUCUGGAAGCAUUGCGUGAUGAUAAGAUAAAAUGGAAGUAUCAAGGACCAGCAAAUAAGAGGUAUAGGGUUUGCGCUUUUAUUUAUGAAACUAAACUUCUGCAAGUAUGUAACUGAAGAGACAACGAUAUGGUCCAUUAUAGACUGUGGCACUGAUACAUUGAAUAAAACCAUAGUGUACUUAGCACCUUUUCAAUGGAAAGGAUGAAGCAGUUCUGUCGUGCAGCACUGCUUGAAGUGCUGUGACAAAGGAGCUUUGGUUGUUAAAUUUUUACUGACCUUCAUUAUAUUGGAAUUGCUACUGAAUUUACGAGGUAACACUCAUAGCUAACUCGCCAUAAUAACAGAAGAUAACUAUUUUAGUUUCACUUUGAGAAAACAGUGCUUAAGUUAACAUAAAAUUUCAUUAAAAACAACUUCUACUCAUCUACAUGCAUUACUCAGUGCAAGCCACGUCACGCAUUAAGCAGCUGUUUGAGCAUGGGAUAUAUAUCUACAGUUUUGCAUAUGAGGUUAAGUCCAUGCGAGUUUCCUCUCUAUGGCGCAUAGCCCUAUUUUCUUAAGUAUGGGGCUCCGCUCGAGCUCUGCCCUUAAUAUGUUUUUCAGUUAAAAGCUACUUCCAAUGGGAAUAGUGCAUUUGUGUGUUGUUGUCAUUGUUGUCAUUUGUUAUUAUUAUUUUUUUUAUACAUAUCUAACUGACGGUCCUGGAUUAAACGGGUCUUUUUUUUGCAGACAUUUUGAGCAAGCUAACACAGAGUCAGCUCCAUCUGUUGUACAACAGCUCAACAAGCUACUUCAAUCUAAGCCAAUGUUCAAAUUACUCAGAACAAUGACUGGACUGGAAAUGGCUGAUGUACCACUCAGUGAUGAUGAGGAUGAUGAUGAUGACGACAGUGAAGAGGAGGAAAACAGUGCAGUAAGGAAGUUAUCAUUUAUUUUAUUGCACUAGCAAAAAAACAGACAUGGAAAAAAAAACGGACAUGCAGUCGAUAUAAUUGAAAGUAAAAAAACAAAGAAAUAAUAUUGAACGAUCAUACAACUGUAAUUAAUCCAUGUAGCUUUACAACAAUAAAACAUUAUUUGAUUCUCAGCUGAUCUAGCACUUGUAUUCCUAAAGUAAUCUCCAGCCCACGUAUGUUAACAUAUUUCGCAUAGCAUGGCACUUAAGUCUCUUACAUGCCGCUGUGUUACAAAUUCUUUCUUUAAUUUACUUUUGUAGGAGACCAGUAAUAACAGAGGCGAAUCUUCAAAGCGAGGCCCUUGUUGCCAUGGUAGCAUCAGACGCUGGACUCACGGUUGUUAUACUUUAGUUCACGACACUGAUCCUGAAGGCGAAGAAUUUGCUUUGGACGUCAUGUUAUACGUUGGUGGAAAAGGUGAUGUUCAAACGGAAAACAAAAUUUUGAUAGAACUUUUAUAUCUGAUUUCGCUUGCGUCUCUUUUAACCCACAAAGAUAUUCGAACGCAAAGUUAAAAAUAGCUCCUAUUCACAACAAAUUGAAAUAUUUUAACUUUACUUACGACAAAAGCUCAGUUUUGGCCUUUCGCUCGAACGUGGUACUAAAACACCGUUAAAUUUUAAAAAUACGUCAAACGUACUCAAUCAAUUUCUUCCUGUUUUUUGUUCUGAGGUACAUUACCAAAGGCAUUGCACAUUACCUUUUCGACCUCUACGGAAACUGAAUGCCUUUGGGAGAUUCCGAAGUAACAGACUGCAAACUGAAUAGCGGUACUAAAAUAUUCUUUUCAUUCAUGGUCAGGGUGGAAAACCGAUUAUGGUGGUUACACCACGUAUUUAACGAGCGGCGAAGAUGAGGAGGUGAGCAUUUUUCGUUACCCCGGCAAUUCUGCUCGUGGAAAACAUUACUCCUUUUCCACCCACUGACUAGCACUACAAUUUACUGUUCUAUAGGUUACUAUUUUCUUAGUAAUUAACUGAGUUGAUAAAGUAAAUUGGCCACCAUUAAGAGUUUCAAAGCUGACGUUUCGAGCGUUAGCCCUUCGUCAAAGCGAAAUUUUAUUAAAGUUGCAUGGGCGAAGAUUGGCUUUGUGGUCAUUUAAGUUGAAGGUGGAUCAAAACUGUUUCGCUAUAUUUGAUGCGAAUUCUCGGAUGGAUGGAUACUGCAAUUCUUUGUAACGAUUUUCCUUUAAAUGGUUGACAGUUUUGGCACAAAUAGUUACCACGACAACACCUGAAUUCUUACCGAACCUCCUGUAUUUUAAGAUGACGGUUUAGUUUUAUGAAACGGAGUUGAUAAUGGAAAUUAGCCACCGUAAAGAGUUUCUUAAGCUGACGUUUCGAGCGAUAGCCCUUCAUCAGAGUCGAGGUUUAUAAUUAUGAGCAAAUAAAAAAGAAUCAAACGAACGAGCUAAUGGACUCGGAAAAAAACCUAACCAAAAGCACUUGUUCCUUUAAACUUCCUGCCUAAUUCUUCCUUUACUGUUGAUCAUAGCUUCUAACAGUCCAUCCUCAAGAGAAUUCUUUGGCCUUGGUUUACAGAGACAAGGAGACAGUGAGAUUUGUGAAACACGUGAAUCACUCGGUGCAAACUGACGAGGGAACGGCAAAUAGAGACAGCAAAUUCUUUGACUUCUCUUUCGUGUAUUUUGAAUGAGAUUCUUACGAAAGUUACUCAUAUGAGUCAAGACUCAAAAAUUUUAUCAGUCGUCACUUGGUGUAUUGCUCACUGGAGGCACGCAGCAGCAAGAAGACAGUGACAUUUGAAGGUGCAUUUUUCGACGCAUUCAUUGCGUCUAGCCAGUCUCCUUAGAAGGCUGUUCUCUAGUCUUCAGUCAAACGUUUUGAAGAAAAACAGCGAUUGCCAAGUAAGGUUCAUGACUCACUAGAUGAGAUCGAAAUAUUGGCAGUUCUAUCCCGCUUUUUGAUUUAAUCCUUUUUUCCCUACCGCAUGUCUCAGAGAUUCUUUCGGAAAGAAUUUUUCGUUGGCUAAGACCUGUUACUCUACAGCCGUAUUAGAUCAUCUGCUGAUUCAAAAAUGAGAAGUACCUCUCCGGACUACGUGAAGUCCUUCUCCGUUCUCGGAUUGGUCAAACUUAAACUCGGGCCCUUCUAUGAAUGGUGACGUAACCCAUAGACUCAGUGACGCCCUCCUGGAUCCCAGUCUUCUCGCGGAUAACGGAGGCAUAGUUGAUGAAUUGGGCUUCAACAUCGAUGAAAGCCACAUUGGUAUAUCUGACGUCACUUUGAUGUAUAAUGCUUUGCAAAAUGCAACAUGUGAACUUUGUCAGACGAAGUCCAAUGUAGUGAUUUUUGUCCCACCGGUAGCUCCAUUAAGUCCCAAGAAAUGAUCUGCAGAAAAUAUGUUUGCGAUGCCAACCUAUCAGAUUUAACAAUAUUACAUAGAGCAAGCAUGGACGUUGAUAGAAAUCCGACAGUGAAUUCUGUAAAAGCUAACUACGAUACAAAAAAAG
Molecule: messenger RNA, 10052 nt
Organism: Pocillopora meandrina
Lineage: Eukaryota; Metazoa; Cnidaria; Anthozoa; Scleractinia; Pocilloporidae
Source: the annotation of a GenBank genome assembly